GUUUGACAUGGCAGGGACGUUGAGGCUCUCUCGAUCUUCAUCGAUCGCUCUGUUUAGUUUUAAGGGAGCACGUCUAAAUAAGAGCGUCUGGAAUAAGAUACCGAAGCACUGGAUUUUCGUUUCUGCGCUAUGUAGAAGCGCACCAAAUGGGAAAAUAUGAGUGACCAAGAUUGGGUGGUUGGUUUUAGUUUUGCAACUGAUUGGCUUGGCCAGUCACACAAGUUUUCCGUACCAAUCAAAUAGGGAAGUAAAACAAAUCCAUUGCAAUCCUGUAUUACAUUUGAUACUCAAUUGAAAAUUGCUAUAUCCUCAGUCCAAGUUUUACUUCACUGUAUGUUUGGGGCAUAAGGGAAAUGUACAAUAAACUUAUUUGAAAAAAGCAAAGUACAGCUGCACCUCAAUUAUCUGGACCUCAAAUAUUUAGUUUUUUUGAUUAUCCAGACUCACUUGUCUGGUCCCAUUUUUUCAUGCAUAUUUAUUAGUCACAUGUGAUAUCUGUAAAAAUUCUUCCCCAUCAAACAAAGCAAAGGUACUGAGACAAUGUCAACACUAUUUAAUUAAUCCAGUUGAAAAGAAUGAUACAAUUAGUGGCAUGAACAGACUGUAGCAGCUUGAAACAAACUACUUUGCAUUUUAGGUUGCAAGAUGUUGUUAUCAUAAUACUUCUUUUAAUAGGAAAAUUUUAGCAAUGGUGCACAAUGAUUUAAGAAUGUGCUUUAAUUCUAGAAUAAAAUUAAUUGAAUGUUAUGAGGACAGUUUUAACUUUUGGCUCAUGAAUUUAUAUAUUUGUUAUUAACAGGAUUAUUCAGCCCAGUUCCCACAAGUCCAAAUAAUUGAGCUUUAACAGUAAAAGGUUAAGAUGCUGAACAAAGUGGAUAUAUUUUCUGGUCACCCAAAUGUUUUUUUCAACAGAUAAGGUUUCUGUGGGUUUUAAAAGUGGUUUUCCCGUCAUUUUACUUCCUUUACCAUCAAGGAGGGAACAGUGUGAAUUUGUUCUACGCCCACUGACGCACACAGUUAAAGACUUCUUGGAAAACAUACAAAAAGAAGACAAGGGAAUUGAAAGAGCUACAGUUUACAAUGUAGAUGGCUCUAGAAUUUCUGGAAGCACAGGAGUUGAUGUGUUACUGCAGUCUGAUUUUAAAGUGGUUUUGAAUGACAACUCAUAUUUUGUAUCAGUACCAGAUGAGACCAAACCUCCAAUUGAUGACUUUAAAACAGUUGCACAUGUUAAAACCUUGGUCCACCAGUUGUACAGUGCUAUGAACAUAGAGCAACAUCAGCUGGAAAAAGAACGUUAUUUGAUGGCAGAGCUGGAAAAACUUCAACUAGAACUAAAGCCAAUGGAAGACAUCAAAGCCGAAAUCGACCGCAAGUCAGCUCAACGAACCAAUAUUGUAGUGUGGGGUGGGCUGGGGUACAUGGCAUUCCAGUUUGGUCUGUUAGCAAGAUUGACUUGGUGGGAGUACUCUUGGGAUAUCAUGGAACCUGUAACUUAUUUUGUGGGAUAUGGAACUGCCAUGGCUUGCUACGCUUACUUUGUGUUGACAAGACAGGAAUUCCUUUACCCCGACGCCAGAGAUAGGCAGUUUUUACUGUUUUUCCACAAGCUUUCAAAGAGGAAAGUAUUUGAUAUUAGGCGAUACAACGAAAUUAAAGAUGCUAUACUAAAAAUUGAAGCAGAUUUACAAGUUCUGCGCAGUCCAUUGUUCUUACAUUUGCCUGAAAAUGCUCGGAUGGAGCUGUUGGAGAAAAUUUCUCAGAAGGAGGAUGAAAAAUAACUUUGAGAUAGAAAUAUUCCGUUUAAACCCGAAGUGAGGUGUACUUUUUUUUUGUAAUCUUCCAUGGACUGUGGCGAAAUAAUUAUAAUAAAAAUAAUUCUUAAUUUGAGUGUCAA
Molecule: messenger RNA, 1897 nt
Organism: Pocillopora damicornis (cauliflower coral)
Lineage: Eukaryota; Metazoa; Cnidaria; Anthozoa; Scleractinia; Pocilloporidae
Product: calcium uniporter protein, mitochondrial
Biological process (GO): calcium import into the mitochondrion; mitochondrial calcium ion homeostasis
Cellular component (GO): uniplex complex
Molecular function (GO): calcium channel activity; uniporter activity
Source: RefSeq, a predicted model, not a curated record